AUGGACUCCCGACCCCGGUCCUUGCCUGUCCAUCCGAUUGACAAAUAUGGCCCUAAAUUCGUCGAGAAGGCCGAUCAAAUACAUCGCCGGGUGACCAUGGACGAGCCCAAACCUGCGGGAGGCUUUGAUGCCACUCCGAUGCCCUAUGCUCCGCCAGGCUAUACGCUCAAGAUCACCUUCCAUCGUGCAGAGGACUUGCCUAUCGCGGACUUCGGCAGUUUCUCAUCCGAUCCCUAUGUCGCCGCGCAAAUGAUUGUCAACCUACCGAGACGCCAUAAACAAGACCCCGCCGUGAGGUUUCGUACUCCAACCGUGCACAAGGAUAUGAACCCCAAAUGGGAGUGCGAGUGGACUGUCGCAAAUGUCCCGGCCUCGGGGUUUCAGUUGAAAUGUGUUCUCAUGGAUGAGGACCCCGCGGAUCACGAUGAUAAGCUGGGAAUCGCAUUCAUCGAGGUUCCUACACUCUCAGAGGAUUGGGCAGGUUUUAAGGAGAAGCCCUUCAAGGUUAAAAAGCGCUUUGGGAGCAAGCGCGUCUAUGUCUUCACUAAUGUCUCUGCCUUUGCUACUGGUCACCACAAGGAAUCUUGGCUAGUAGUCAGCAUUGAGUGCCUCGGCAAGACUCCUGGCACCGUGGGGUCCCAGAUGUACACUGUCGGGCCCAAUCAUUGGUUCAAACAUUUUUCCCCUAUGAUCGGACGGCUGGCUGGCAUCAAAGAUCAGGUUCAAAGCACAGAUGGCAGUGGCAAAGCAAUCAGCCGUUAUAACUUCCAAGCGAUUCAAAUGCAACUCGCAGGUCCCGUGCCAUCGGAAUUAUAUCAUCGCUAUGUGGAGUUCAAACCAUUUGUGGCUGGGAUGUUCCAGGCCCAGAGUCUACGAGGGCGCAUUCUGCAUAAAGCGCUCCAUCAUCAACACCAGCGGAUCUACAAUUUCGACCGCACUACUUUACACGGGUCCUUUCUGAGACCUUGUCAUGAAUUCGCUCAGAAGUUUUUGGAGUUUGCACAUUAUGGCCAAGGUGGUCGGAUCUUCACCUACGUGCUCACGUUGGACGGACAACUCCGGUUCACCGAGACCGGCAAAGAAUUUGGCAUCGAUAUGCUAAGCAAACAUACCAUGCAUAGCGAUGUGUCCAUCUAUAUCGCGUACUCGGGUGAAUUUUUCCUCCGGCGGCGCAAAAAUCGUCGUCGGCGCAGCUCACCGGGAGGGCGCACGGAAUCAGCAGACGAUUUCCCCGUGGAGGAAGACGAACAAGAAAUAUCGAUCUCGACCGAUCCUGCGGACUACGAACUCUUUAUCGAUAAUGACAGUGGGACUUAUCGUCCCAAUGCGGAGAAACUGCCGCUUCUACGGGAGUUUGUCUCCUCUAACUUCCCUGGUCUUCACGUUACGACUUUGGACUGCCAGGCCGAUGCCGAGCGAAUGAGCAGGCUGAAAGACGAGCAGCGCGAGUUCAAGAAGAACCAAGGCAAUAUCAUCACAUUCCUACAGCAAAGCAGCACGUCAUCAUCGUCAAUCUCUAGCUCGGAUGAAGAUGAGCUCAAUGAGCUCAGUGGUCAUCCUAAACAACGAGGAGAUCUUUCCCGGCGAGUCCAUGAAAUGCGCGAUUUGCGUGGACAAGUGAUGCGAUGGGCGGAGGCAGAAGAAAAGCCCGAUGGUCAUAAGCAUAAGCAUCGCUACUUCUCUGGCGAGCGUCCUGUAUCGGCCGGCCCACUCGAGGCCAAUCGUUCGAUCACCAAGCACGCGGCCAACUCGUAA
Penicillium paradoxum is the source of this 1755-nucleotide messenger RNA. RefSeq names its product C2 domain protein. The transcript has 2 exons. The record is from RefSeq and is a predicted model, not a curated record. The coding region runs from base 1 to 1755 and encodes 584 amino acids. Lineage: Eukaryota; Fungi; Ascomycota; Eurotiomycetes; Eurotiales; Aspergillaceae. Gene Ontology annotation, biological process: positive regulation of gene expression.